AACUAUUCAAUAUGGCGGACAAAGUCGACGCUUUCAAUAAAUAAAGUCAGGAAAAUUAGUUAUACAGAAUAUCUUGUUAGUGACCAAAAAACAAGAACUUUAAACAGACAUUUACUAAAAUGUCGGCCUCAACUAAAUCAAUGACGAAUGUCAAAGAAGCAAGGGAACUUUACGAUCUCAAAGAACGUGCAGCUAAAUUUUACGAUGAAAAUGGAGUUCCGCAAAAGAUGGAAGAAAUUCUCAAUUCCAUGUUCUAUGAAAAUCCUGCAGACGUUUAUGGUCAUUUGGCAAAUUAUUUCCAAGGAUAUUCAAAGACACCAACAAUUACAAAGGUGAGAGCAAGGACUGCAAUUGAUGGGAAAGGCCAGGCAUCUAUACAGACAGACAUUUUCUGUACAGUAAAUAAUAAGGAAAAGCUAGUAAGCUCGACCUUGAGUUCAAGUACAACACCGUCACUGUUAGAAAUUGCAAAGGCAGAGGAGCUAGAGGAAGAGAUGAAAGAAAGGGAGAAUAAUGUUGCUGCAGCCAUUCAACUGAUAAAUACUGAAGUUUGUACCAAACUGAAUGGCCAAGACCCUUCAAAACAAGAGGAACUUGAUACCUUAGUAAGUGAAAUAAUUGCCAAACUGAAGGCAGCGGAGGAGGAAAAGUUAGCAUUGGAGGCUGAACAGACAGAGGGUACUGAAGAAACCAAAGAUUCAGAUAAGAAACCUACAAGUAGUGUCAGCAAAAGUGAUAAACCUAAAUCUGGAAAGAAUGAAAAUAGAGCAGUUAGUAAGAUGGGAGCAGAUACAACAACAACAACAGGGGGUAAAGGUGGAAAGGGUGGAGCUCCUGUUGUUGUUGUACCAGAUGAACCUAAGGAGAAUAUGAUAUGUGGAAGCUGCUGCAUGAGUGCCGCAAGCCAGGCUAUCUGCGUUGCCGGAGCUCGAACUACAGACUCACCAUUGUUUGAAUAUAUUGGUGCUUUACGCUGUGGACAGACACCAAAAAAGUUUAGGAUGCCACUGCCAAUGGUAACAAUCUUCCAGAGUGGUAGAUCUGCUCCAGGGAAAUCGUGUUGCAUCAAAGAAUACAUGCUGGUGCCAGCACCGGGAAAACCACUUUGUGAGACGAUUCCCCAGAUUGUUGCUGUAUAUAAUGACAUUGUAAAAUCUAUUGUGAACAAAAACGGGGUACCCACAAAUAAAAAAGCUGAAAGGGUUGCUGCCAAAAAUGUGACAGAUAUAGGAGCCUUGAUGAUGCCAUUUGACCGACCAGAACAGGGAUUGGAUCUGAUUCAGGAGUCUAUGGGACGGUUAGGUUUAACUCCUGGUGAGGACAUGUACAUGGCCCUUAAUCUUGCUGGCCAUGAAAUAUUUGACUAUGACACAGGAGGAUCAAAAGAGAAAGCUUCGCAGAGUUUUCCCUUUGCUGACAAAAAGCAGCCAGAAAAGGGAAAGUAUGAGGUUAUCACAGGUCAGCAAAAAUUGGCAGAGGAUAUGGUUGAUUUCUGGGCAGAAUUUUUAGGCCGGUAUCCAGCUGUAAUAGCUGUCAUAGACCCACUGAGAAAACAGGAAGACAAGCAGUGGAUGGCAUUAUGUGAGAAAAUAUCUGAGAAAUGUUACAUUCUGGGAGAUAAAGUUUGGCAUAGACCUGGUUUAUUAAAAGAUGAAGAGAUCACAGAAAAUUUCACAAGCAGUGGUGUUAUCUACAAACUCGAACAAAUGAAUACAGUUUCAGAUGUGAUAAAGUGUGCAAAGAAAAUGGAAGAGAAUGCAAAUGAAACUGUGUUGUCAACAAAUAUAGGGGAAACAUCAGAUGAUUUUAUAGCGGAUAUGGCUGUUGGCAUAAAUGCACGUUUUCUCAAGAUUGGAGCCCCAUGCCGAGGUGAACGUAUCUCUAAACUGAACAGACUUGUGUCUAUCGAGGUCGCGUUAAAAGACAGCGACAGACUUCUCCCACAUGGGGAAUUUAAAUUCCCCACAAUAACAGUUCCACCCCCACCGGAAGGUGAGGAAGUGGAAGGGGAAGAUGCUGAACCUAAAGAAUCUUCUAGAAAAAAGUGAUCUAGACUACAAGUUGUUAAAGACAAUGUGGGGACGUGAAAACUUCUUUUCUUUUUCUUUAUAUGUCAAAUAAUGGGAUUUAUAAGGCAUACUGGAAUUCUGACAAUUCAAUGGGAAAGAUUUAAAUACUGUAUUAUUAUGUCAGUAUCUGCUACUUAAACAUCUGUUAUAGGAAUAAUAUUUUGUAAAGAGUUAUAAGUUUUCUACGGCUACUGUUUUCUGUGAUAUUGUUUCUAUGUUUUAUUAUUUCUCUUCUUUAAUUAUUUAUUGGGUUGUUUCAAAUGAUUUUAACUGUGAUAAUGAUAAGAAGAAUAUAUACUGAUAUGUAUUAAAAUGUAAAAAAUGUAA
Molecule: messenger RNA, 2396 nt
Organism: Ruditapes philippinarum (Manila clam)
Lineage: Eukaryota; Metazoa; Mollusca; Bivalvia; Venerida; Veneridae
Product: enolase 4-like
Exons: 16
Coding region: 120-2048 (642 amino acids)
Biological process (GO): glycolytic process
Cellular component (GO): phosphopyruvate hydratase complex
Molecular function (GO): magnesium ion binding; phosphopyruvate hydratase activity
Source: RefSeq, a predicted model, not a curated record